This is a messenger RNA of Lagopus muta (rock ptarmigan), 2016 nucleotides long. RefSeq lists its product as uncharacterized. NCBI's taxonomy places the organism in Eukaryota, Metazoa, Chordata, Aves, Galliformes, Phasianidae. The transcript is spliced from 2 exons. Bases 127 to 1938 code for a protein of 603 amino acids. The record is from RefSeq and is a predicted model, not a curated record.
AUCCCAUCAACCCCCCCUCAGCGCGCGGCUCCCCUCGGCGACGUCACGGAACGGGGUCCCGAGACGCGGCCGUUAUUGCCUGUCGGUUGGCGCCAUUAGGCGGCAGCAGUCGGUCGGCUCGCAGCCAUGUCUGCUUCGCAACGCAUCCUGCGGCGGCGCUGCCGCUUCGGCGACCAGCGCCAGAGCGUGCGGCUCAGCAGCAGCUGGGGGCGCCUCUCCGCAGGUUCCGUCGGAGGAGCCAGAGGAGGAUGGCGUUCCACUUUCCAGAGAUACAGAAACACUGUCCGGGCACCCGUGCUGCAGCGCGUGAGAGCACGUGGAGGAAGAUGCCCUACCAGAAACCAGAUAAGCACAGUCCACAACCAGCCCACAAUGGUCCAGCAUGUGGGAGGGGCUGUAGGAGCAGGGGGUGCCAGUGCCCAGACUGCCGUGAUCGUUAGCCAGCCCUCCAUGGUCCAGCACAAGGGAGGAGCUGAUGGAGGUCAGGGUGCUGCUACCCCCAGAAACACUAAGACAAGUACAAAUCUUGGCCAGCCCUCCAUGGUCCAGCCCAAGGGAGGAGCUGAUGGAGGUCGGGGUGCUACUACCCCCAGAAACACUAAGACAAGUACAAAUCUUAGCCAGCCCUCCAUGGUCCAGCAUAAGGGAGGAGCUGAGGGAGGUUGGGGCGCUGCUACCCCCAGUAACACUCACAUAAUCCAGCCAGCCAUGUCAAAGAACAAGAGAAAAGCCGUGUUUGAGAACAAGAGAGAGGACACGUUUCAGAACAAGAGAAGAGCUGUAGGAGGAUUGGGAGACAUGACCCAGAGAAAUACAGAGCAUGGCCAGGCACCCAUGGUGCAGCACACGAAAGGAGCUGUAGGAGGUCGGGGUGCUGCUACCAUGAGAAACACUCAGGCAAAUCCAGAUCUUAGCCAGCCCUCCAUGAUCCAAGAUAAGGGAGGAGCUGAGGGAGGUCGGGGUGCUGCUACCCCCAGAAACACUCAGACAAGUACAAAUCUUGGCCAGCCCUCCAUGGUCCAGCACAAGGGAGGAGCUGAGGGAGGAUCAGGAGACAUUGACCAGAUAACCAGCAUGCUCAGCCAGCUAUCCAUGGUGCAGCUCACAGAAGGAGCUGUAGGAGCAUCUGGAGACAUGACACAAAGAAAUACCAAGCAUGGCCAGGCACCCAUGAUCCAGCACAAGAGAGGAGCUGUGGGAGGUCGGGGUGCUGCUACCCCCAGAAACACUCAGAGAAAUACAGAUCUUAGCCAGCCCUCCAUGAUGCAGGACAAGGGAGGAUCCGUAGGAGGAUCGGCAGACAUUGAUCAGAUAACCAGCAUGCUCAGCCAGCUAUCCAUAGUGCAGCUGACAGAAGGAGCUGUGGGAGGUCAGGGUGCUGCUACCCCGAGAAAUACAGACAUUAUCCAGCCAACCAUGUUAAAGAACAAGAGAGGAGCCGUGUUUGAGAAGAAGAGCAGAGCUGUAGGAGGAUCAGGAGAUGCUCCACCGACAGAUACAAUGCUUAGCCAGCCACCUGUGAUGCUGCACGAGGCUGGAGCAGUAGGAAGACCGGGACAUUCUACUCCAACAAAUACAAGCCUCAGCCAGCCGUCUGUGCUCCAGAACACGACAGGAGGUGGAGCCGGAUGGGGGGGCACUACUCUAACAAAGACAGACGUCAGCCAGCUACCCGUGAUCCAGCACACGGAAGGAGCUGAGAAAGGAUUGGGUGAUGCUACCCUGGUAGACACAGAUCUUAACCAGCCAGCCGUGAUCCAGCACACCGGAGGCGAUGGAGGACGUGUUGUUCGUGCCCGGAGAAACACAAACCUUCUCCAGCCAGCCACGCUGCAGCACGAAGGAGGAUCUGCAGGAGGACGGGGCGCUCCUGCAGCCAUUGUGCAGCCUCCUGCGCUCACAAAGAGCUCCUCGGGUGGCAGCCCGAUUUUGGGCUAGAUCUAGGGCAGGGGGAUGCUGGGGAUGCUGCUGUUCUAGGGGAUCCUAGAUCCCUUAUAAAGGUGGCGAGACGGAUAG